AUGAUGUUGCUGUUACGAAAGAAUGAAAUCACGUUUCAUAACGUCUCUGUGCGAGCAUUGACGCCAUGCCGAGUUGUGCGGUACAGCUUCAGCAGUUUUCGUGAAUCGUUUGAGAAGAAUCCAGAGCUCUGGAUUCGGCCAAUUCAAAUUAUUUUAACGCGAUUGUUGCAUCGACCGGAAGACAGACGAAGCGUCGAUGAACGAUAUCGACAUCCAUCUGGAACGGCCGGCUCGACUCGACUGCAUAACAAAUUGCGGCAACGUGUUCGUCGCUUGAGUAGCGCUGAUGGCAAAAAUGCUGCUGACUUUUCAGAUGUGAAUGAUUGCUUGGCAACGGCGCAUCGUUGGUUUGCUGAGGUACUGCAAUUGGGCACUUCGUCAGAGGCGAUAGCGCUUUUUGAAAAUCGUUUAUUGAUCGAGAAUGUUCCCGAAAAGCACCUAAUUGUUGAGCAAAAUGCGGAGGAAGAACAGCUGAUUAUGAUUCUCAGUGGCGUGCUAGAAAUUUCGCAGGAGCCAAUAGACGGUGAAGAUGAAGCCGUUGAUGAUGAGCACGUAUUUUUAUAUCCUCGCGAACUUGUUGGUGGACUGCAAUUGCUU
Gongylonema pulchrum is the source of this 597-nucleotide messenger RNA. The record is from the annotation of a GenBank genome assembly. Lineage: Eukaryota; Metazoa; Nematoda; Chromadorea; Rhabditida; Gongylonematidae.